This is a messenger RNA of Eupeodes corollae, 975 nucleotides long. RefSeq names its product cytochrome b5. Gene Ontology annotation, molecular function: heme binding. The coding region runs from base 135 to 506 and encodes 123 amino acids. Gene Ontology annotation, cellular component: intracellular membrane-bounded organelle; membrane. The record is from RefSeq and is a predicted model, not a curated record. NCBI's taxonomy places the organism in Eukaryota, Metazoa, Arthropoda, Insecta, Diptera, Syrphidae. The transcript is spliced from 4 exons.
AUUGUCAAAGAUUGGUUAUCAGUUGGUGAAACAUUACAUGAACAUCCACAUCCCAAAUAUUAUAUUACUAACUUGUUUUACUAGAGGACAUAAAUCUGUUAAAAUUGAUUAAUUGAUCUUAAACAAAAAAAAAAAUGUCAGUGGUUAAAGAAAUCCCAUUGGAAGUUGUAAAACAACACAACAAAAAAGAUGAUUUAUGGCUGGUUAUUGAGGACAAAGUCUAUGAUUUAACUAAAUUUCGCUUAGAGCACCCUGGAGGCGAAGAAACAUUGGAUGAUUCUGCUGGCAGAGAUGCAACAAGAGAUUUUAUCGAUGCAGGACAUAGCAGUGAAGCAAGAACAAUGAUGAAGAAAUACUUAAUUGGAGAAUUACCGGCUGCAGACAGAAAGAAGCCCUUACCAAUUAGUUGUUUUAUUUCAAGGGAAAUUGGACUUGCUGUUGGAGCCAUUGUUAUUGGAAUUGCAACUGUAUUCAUCAUUAAAAAAAUGGUUUUAAAUAAGAAUUGAAAUCUUUAUGGAUAUUUUUAUUCCAACUCCAUAAUUAAAGUUGUAAAAAAAGAUCGACUAUUGUCUCUGAAUUGCUGAAUGACCCUUAAAACCGAAAAAAAUGAUGCAAAUAGAUUUAAAAUUAAAAUAGAAAAAUAUGUAUAUCUACCUAAACGCGUAAAGGCAAUACAUUCCAAUGUAAAUGAAAAAACAAAAUAUGGUGCAUAAAAUGCUUGUCUCUUACUGUGUUGAAUUUUAUUUUAACAAAAAGUAUUAUAGGUAUGUGCACACUUAUUUCAAUAAAUAGCUCAAUGUUUUAUCAAAAAAUAUAUAAUAAUUACGAAUUUUGCCCAAACGAGUACUAAAAAAUGCAUUUUGUAUAGAUCAUUUUAGGAAAUAAUCUUUUUAACAAUGUAUAGUUGCAGAUUAACAAAUAAAUCAAUUGUAAAAUUGAAAUCAAUAAACAAUUUUGUAAUAUAAUAAUUAAUAA